GGACACGAUAGCACCGAAUAGGCAAAGCCGUAUCGAGCAAAGACUGAAGCCGUCACGACCGGACUUGUCGGGGAAUUGAGAAACACCUCGUCAACCCGAAAACCGGCCUAGCUGUCCCAAAACUGCAUCCCAAAACUGCAUCCCACGCCUACGCAACAAGCACGACUGGCACGACUGAAGCAUCCUUUCCCUUUCCCCUCUUGCUUCCGAUAACAACCGUCGAUGAAGACGAGGCGGUUAGGAAAUUCAAAAUCUUGAUACUACAUGGUGAGUAGGUAUGGAUGGGGAUUGCAGCCGAAAGAAAAUAAUGCCCUUUUUUUUUUUUUUUUUUUUUUUUUUUUCGGUCGGAUGGUGCGGAUAACGAUUUGUCAGUGCGGAUCGAAUAGCGGAUGGAAUAAGGGACCAGCAAAGCAGAUAGCAGCAAAGCAGCAAAUCAACUAUUCAAGGGACCAGCUUGAAAAUCGUCAAUUUCUAAUUGCUAAUUGCUAAUUGCUAAUUGCUAAUU
Molecule: messenger RNA, 505 nt
Organism: Daldinia decipiens
Lineage: Eukaryota; Fungi; Ascomycota; Sordariomycetes; Xylariales; Hypoxylaceae
Exons: 2
Coding region: 265-489 (74 amino acids)
Source: RefSeq, a predicted model, not a curated record